Seriola dumerili (greater amberjack) is the source of this 1463-nucleotide messenger RNA. RefSeq names its product transcription elongation factor, mitochondrial (gene tefm). Gene Ontology annotation, cellular component: mitochondrial nucleoid. The transcript is spliced from 5 exons. Lineage: Eukaryota; Metazoa; Chordata; Actinopteri; Carangiformes; Carangidae. The coding region runs from base 73 to 1197 and encodes 374 amino acids. Gene Ontology annotation, biological process: mitochondrial transcription; transcription elongation by mitochondrial RNA polymerase. The record is from RefSeq and is a predicted model, not a curated record. Gene Ontology annotation, molecular function: nucleic acid binding; DNA polymerase processivity factor activity.
CCAGAGGACGAAGUUGUUUUACCGGCAUGAUGUUGUAGCUGAAACGAACCAUUAUUUACUUUAACUAACGACAUGUGGGUCGCCAGGCGAUUUUUGUCAUCGGUCGCUCAGAGAAGACAUUAUGCAGGACAGUUUGGUUUAUUCCGUAGCCCUAAGCACGGCUCCCUCCCCGAGCUGGAGCUGCGGUAUCUCCAGUGCACAUGCUGCUGGAGAAGCCGGGUUCCCGUGGCCGGCUUUGAGACACUGAACGCCACCCUGUCCUCAGCUUCCGAGCCCUGCAAGGAUAACACCAGCAGAACUUUGGACGCCUGUUACACCUCCGAGCAACGAGACGCAAUCCUCCAGCUGCUCAACACCGCAACACCGUCAGAGCUGGCCGCCGUCAAGCUCCUCAGAGGCCGCAAAUCGCUCAACAUUGUGGACUACAGGACUAAAAACGGACCCUUUAAAAAUCUGGAAAGCGUGGUGAAUGUACCGCUACUUAAGCACAAAAGUGCUGUCAUAGUCUUCGACUCCAUCCUCAACCCGGUUAAGAAGGAGAGGAAAGUGAGGAUACAGCUGGCCAAGUUUAUCAGGCCAGAGGUAGACAGGUCCUGGUUGGAGGAUGCCAAUACCAUAGUGUCAAUAAUAUGUGGGACUAAUAAAAUCGCCUGGGCACAUGUGGAACGUGGGAUGACCGUACUGGAUUGGCAACAGCUGGAAUGUCCUAACUUCUUGAAGGGAACAUAUAUGGCUUCUUCUUACUUAAAUGAUGUUUCUGCGGCCGUGUCACUACUCCCUUCUGCUGACUUCUACAUUAUAGAGAAAUCCUCAAUCUCAGUCCAGAAUACUGCUCUGUUCCCUGUUAUGGCACACAUGAGGACGGUGGAGGCAAUGCUUUUUGCUCUGCUGGAGCCCAAAAACUCAGCACCAGAGUCCAAUAUUCCUCCCAGAGUUUUGAACAUGAUGCGAACUGCUGUGGGACGCCAUUUUGGACUAAUGGUGGGGGAAUGUCGGACCAGCGGGGCAAAGACAGUGCGACAGCUGAUGACUGAGUCGGUGACACAGAAGCUUCCCAGGAUAAACUUUCCCCAAGAUCUGCUGUUCAAGUACAGGAACUCCUUCCAGAUGGGGAACAGAAGAGGAGGAGAGGAACUCUGUGAUGCUCUACUUCAGGCUGUAGCUUUUUACGAGCUGCUCAGUGAAUCUUACAGUUAGCAGCCACCUGGACCGAUCUCAUGCACCGACCAUGCACCACAUCCAAUAAAACAGACCUCUUAAGUGGCAAGCUGAGCCCAUUUGAAUCCCUGAACAGAUUUAAUAUACUUAAGGUUACGUUAAACACUAUGGUGCUUUGUUAUUUCUACUGCUGAUGUUUGAUUUGGACAUUUCCACAAACUAACUGCUGUCUGCCAUCUUCUGCUGUCUGAGGAUUUUCAUUCAAGUUGAUUAGUGUUACACUUUAUGCAAUAACUUUUUACAAA